GCGAGGGAAGGCGGCUGCGAGGAGAGAGGCAUUUCCCUUGCUGCAAGGGAUGCAGACACCACGGCCCUGGGAAUUAGAGCUCUCACCGCUGCAACCCUUUCCGCCGGGAUGGGACGCUAGGAUCGUUUUCUUUCUACUUCUCGCUCUUUUUAAUUUUUCAUCCUUUUUUUUUUUCUUAAAUUUUAAAUUUUUUUCCCCUCGCCGUUUCGCAUCAUUUCUCUGACCAGAAAAUCCCCCCCAACAUGGAGGCCCUUUGAUGCCUCUGCCAGCGGAGCCGGCUGCUCCCGCGGCUCUGGGAAGCCCUCCGGGCCGUGCCCCGGUUCUCCGAGGGCCGCCCCGGGCGCUGAGAGGGGCUACCCGCCGCCCGGCCCGCUCCUGCCCCGCGGCGCUGCGCCGGGAGCCCGCGCCCCGCCGGGCGGGAUGCCGCUGCGGCGGCCGGGGAGCCCCGCUGCCGCCUGACGGGGGGCGCUUCCUUCCGACGGCGGGACCCUGCAUGUCACCCCCGCGGCGGCCGCCCGUCCGCGACGGAGGCGGUGCGGGACAUGCCCAGCGCGGCGUGAGGGGCGCAGCCGGCUCCUGGGGGCGGCGGGGCGAUUUCCCAUUAUUAUUGUUAUUUUUUUAAUUAUUUAUUUUGGCCCCAAAGCACACCCCCGGCACAGCGCGGCGCCGAGCGGGACCGCGAGGAGUAAGCGCCGCUUGGCGGGGAGCGCGGAAGACCGAGGUGGGGAGCGGCCCCGCCGGCCCCGGGUUAAUCGGUAACGCUGUGCAAACCCAGGUGGAAAAUGCGCCCUGCUCCGGACUAGGAGGGAGGAGAUGGUGCAGUGCCCCCGGCCGCUCUGAGCGCCGAGCCGAGAAGACGCUGGGCUCCCCAGCCCACUGCUGUGAUUGAGAUAAAAGGACCCGUUUCCUGGAGGACGAGGAGAACAGACACGUUUCUGGUGGUGUAGAAGGGACCGAUGGCAAUGCUUCAGAGUGUAGCGGAGACGCAGGAAAGAGCAGCAAGGCAACCCCGUCCCAGGAUUAUUCAUUAAAUGCUACAACACAUCCACUUAUGAGGUGAGGACUAAUUCCUCUAAGAAAGACAAGAGGGAGAACAGCCAGAGCAUGGAGGCAGAGGCCCAGACCAGCAGAUCCAGUGUUAAGGCACCAGUAACGGAUGUGCAGUUUGGCCCUAUGAGACUUCAUCAAGAUCAACUUCAGGUACUUUUAGUAUUUGCCAAAGAAGAUGACCAGAGUAACGGGUUCCGUUGGGCAUGUGAGAAAGCUGGAUUUCGGUGUAAUAUUACCAGGACACCUGAAUCUGCACUAGAAUGUUUUCUUGAUAAACAUCAUGACAUUAUCAUUAUUGACCAUAGACAUUCCAGAUACUUUGAUGCAGAAGCAUUAUGCAGGUCUAUCAGAAGAACAAAACCCUCGGAAAAUACAGUCAUUAUUGGUGUAGUACAAAGGCAUGCUGAUCGUGAAGAGUCAUCAAUAUUGCCCCUGAUCUCUGCUGGCUUCACAAGGAGAUAUGUAGAAAAUUCUAAUAUAAUGGCCUGUUACAAUGAGUUGAUUCAGCUGGAAUUUGGACAGGUGCAGGCACAAUUCAAACUAAGGGCAUGUAAUUCGUUAUUUACGGCAUUAGAGAAAAGUCAAGAAGCCAUUGAGAUCACAAGUGAAGACCAUGUCAUACAGUACGUCAAUCCUGCUUUUGAAACAAUGAUGGGCUAUCAAAUAGGUGAACUAAUAGAAAAGGAAUUAACAGAAGUGCCUAUAAAUGAAAAAAAAGCUGAUUUCCUAGAUACUAUUAAUUCCUGCAUAAAGAUAGGAAAGGAAUGGCAAGGAAUGUACUAUGCGAAAAAGAAAAACGGAGAUAGCAUACAACAAAAUGUGAAGAUACUACCUGUCAUUGGACAGGGAGGAAAGAUUAGACACUAUGUGUCAAUUAGUAGACUGUGCAAUGACAACAAUAAGGUGGAGAAGACAUGUGAAUGUAUUCAGGCUGAAUCUCAGACAGAUACUCAGACUUGCAGACACAAAGACACGAGGAAAGGAUCACUAGAUGUCAGAUCCACAACAUCACGAGGGAGUGACGGCAGCUCACAAAGGCGGCGCUCUUCUAUGGCCAGGGUACAUUCCAUGACUAUUGAAGCACCCAUCACCAAGGUAAUAAACAUCAUCAAUGCUGCACAAGAAAGCAGUCCCAUGCCAGUUGCAGAAGCUUUAGACCGGGCUUUGGAGAUUUUAAGAACCACUGAACUGUACUCUCCACAACUGGGGACAAAAGAUGAGGAUCCACAUACAAGUGACCUCGUGGGAGGGUUAAUGACAGAUGGUUUACGAAGAUUAUCAGGGAACGAAUACAUACUGUCAACAAAGCAAACUCAUCAGGUCGCUGGCAGUUUGAGCUCUCCAAUCUCCCUCAAUGACAUACCCCCACGGAUAACACAGGCCAUGGAAAAUGAAGAACAGUGGGACUUUAAUAUCUUUGAACUUGAGGCUGCCACCCAUAAAAGGCCUUUGGUGUAUCUGGGUCUCAAAAUAUUUGCUCGCUUUGGAAUCUGUGAAUUCCUAAACUGUUCAGAAUCAACUCUGAGGUCAUGGUUACAAGUUAUUGAAGCUAACUACCAUUCCUCCAACUCCUACCAUAAUUCUACUCAUUCAGCAGAUGUACUACAUGCCACUGCUUAUUUCUUGUCUAAAGAAAGAGUAAAGCAAACUUUGGAUCCAAUUGAUGAGGUUGCCGCACUCAUUGCUGCCACAGUCCACGACGUGGAUCACCCAGGAAGAACAAAUUCUUUCCUGUGCAACGCUGGCAGUGAGCUGGCAAUUCUCUACAAUGACACUGCAGUGCUGGAGAGCCAUCAUGCUGCCUUGGCUUUCCAGCUCACCACCCGGGAUGGCAAAUGCAAUAUAUUUAAAAACAUGGAGAGGAAUGAGUAUCGAACCCUUCGCCAAGUCAUUAUUGACAUGGUCUUAGCAACAGAAAUGACAAAGCACUUUGAGCAUGUCAACAAGUUUGUCAACAGCAUUAAUAAACCCUUGGCAGCGCUAGAAGAAAAUGGGAAUAAUGGUGAUGGAGAGUCAAUCAAAACUGUUCUCGGGUCUCCUGAAAACCGUAUCCUUAUCAAACGCAUGUUGAUAAAGUGUGCUGACAUUUCCAAUCCAUGCAGACCCAUAGAACAGUGCAUAGAGUGGGCUGGACGCAUCUCUGAGGAGUACUUUGCGCAGACUGAUGAAGAGAGGCGGCAAGGUUUACCUGUUGUGAUGCCAGUUUUUGACAGAAAUACUUGCAGCAUCCCCAAAUCCCAAUUAUCAUUCAUUGAUUACUUCAUUAUUGAUAUGUUUCAUGCCUGGGAUGAAUUUGCAGACCUGCCAAAUUUGAUGGAGCAUCUGAAUAAUAACAUUAAAUACUGGAAAGGACUAGAUGGAAGGAGUCUGCGGGGCCUUCGACCACCACCAGAAUAGCAGUUAGACCAUGGUGUGUAAUUUACUAACCAGAUGCGUAUUUAUUCAAGAUCACUUUUAUUCAUAUGAUUUCAGAUUUGUUUUGGUCUCUUCAGUAUUACAGUAAGGCUAGCCCAUGCGCUUGGGGAACUUUUGAAUUCAUGUGAACGUGAGGUGAGCAGUUGACUUCCACAAACUACCAUGUGUGGACUCCAAUGAAAUAAGCCCAAGUGGAAUUACACUGGAUUGCUACAGUACUUGUACUGCAGAGGGUUUAUUAAUCAACAUAUUCUUGCGAUAUCUUCAUACCAGUAUGUGAAGCUGGGAGACCCUGAAGAAUCCUCAUAAAAAGGACAUUCACUAGAAGAUUGUCUAUCUAUUAAUAGAGACUCACAGCUUUUCUGAGAAAGCUACAUGCUUUUUAUAAGCACUUAAGACAGUUACGUAGAACAAUCAGACAUUUCAAAUGCAACUGUCUAUGAAAGAAUUUUUGAUCUAUGAGAAAUAGAUGUACUGUAUUUUUUCACAUCACAGAAGGUGCAAUCAUUCACUUCUGAGCACUACUGAAAGUGAGUUCUCUUUAAGAAAUUUAGUAGCAAAUGUAAAAAAUAACACAAGAAUUUUUGAGGUUGAUCGUUAGCAUCUAUGAUUAAAAUGUUAUGGUUUAUUUAUUUUGUUAGAUGUUCAAUAUUUUCUAUGAAUUUAUAAAUACUUAAAAGCCAAAGCCAACUUUAGAUGCAUUAUAAAUUUACAUGAUUCAUACUCAUUAAUAUACAUUUAAUUGAUGUACAGACCUUUUAUUUUCAUAAUGCAAAUACAAAAUACUAUACAAUGAUACAUUUUUAUUGCACUGUAAGGAUAGAUGUGUAUGUUUAAAUAUUGUCUGAUUUAUGUUAAUUAAAAUAAGUUUUAUUGAAAAGGUCUCACUUGAGAAUAGUAGAAUAAACAAGAAAUGUAUACUGUCUGAGCACCAGAACUGCAGUGGUUCUCCCACAAACCAGUGACGACCACCUGAUCUUCCCUUGGCUGCAAAAAUAAUAAUAUGUUGGAACUUGUUGUUUUCUCCCAUGAAAUUUUAUGACUGAAUUCCAUGUCAAAGUCUGCCUUAUUUUAUAUAGUAUUUCUACAAAGCAUUCCACAGCAUAUAUGAGGAGGUAAUACUAAACGUCUAAUGAAUUUCAACAUUUUAUAGCCUAUGUAUUUUCCUCUGCCAUGAAAGAAACAGAACAUAAAACCACCAACAAAAACCUUUAACUCGAGAAGUUUGUAAAGGCUGUGUACCUUCACAAUUUGAAUGAAACCUUCAUAGCAAACACCAGAAAAUAAUAAAAUGUAUAUUUUAAGAAG
Messenger RNA from Falco peregrinus (peregrine falcon), 4773 nucleotides. It is a transcript of the gene PDE8A, whose product is annotated as phosphodiesterase 8A. Gene Ontology annotation, molecular function: 3',5'-cyclic-AMP phosphodiesterase activity. Lineage: Eukaryota; Metazoa; Chordata; Aves; Falconiformes; Falconidae. The transcript has 24 exons. The coding region runs from base 1105 to 3447 and encodes 780 amino acids. Gene Ontology annotation, biological process: regulation of DNA-templated transcription; positive regulation of ERK1 and ERK2 cascade; cellular response to epidermal growth factor stimulus. The record is from RefSeq and is a predicted model, not a curated record.